Molecule: messenger RNA, 766 nt
Organism: Thalassophryne amazonica
Lineage: Eukaryota; Metazoa; Chordata; Actinopteri; Batrachoidiformes; Batrachoididae
Product: saxitoxin and tetrodotoxin-binding protein 2-like
Exons: 6
Coding region: 19-684 (221 amino acids)
Source: RefSeq, a predicted model, not a curated record
CUCGAUCAGAACAGCGGGAUGACAGCUCUGCACCAGCUCGUUGCGGCUCUGCUGCUGGUGGCAUUCAGCACCAGCGCAGAACCAGCUGCAGCACUGUGCCACACUCUGCCCCCAAAAAUUCCAGCCCACGAUUUGCACAACAAGGUUCAUGGGAACUGGACCCUGGUCUGGGCAGUCGCUGACUAUGAUGAUGGCAACGAACUGCUGAAGAAACUUAACAACUCCCAUGUUGAGCUGGACUUUCAUACCCACGACGACACCACAGACAUCAUCUUCAAUGAGAGGAACAUGUUUAGCGAUAAGGCAUGUACUUAUUACUGGAUGAAGAUGACCAACAUGUCUGCCAGCAGCUCUGAGGAUGCCCUGAAGUUUGAAGGAGGAGUGAAGGAGGUUGACGGAAAUGUGACUGAAAUGAAGAAUUCAGUCACAAUCGAGUUCUAUGAGACCUGCCCCCAAGAAUGUUGUAUGAUGGUGGUCUGCAGCUGGGGAUCCGGGCGAUUCGUGCUUGGCUACAAGAUGGAGGGGAAGCUUGGGGGUGAAGGCGAGCUUCAGAAGGACCAGAACUAUUUCAAACAUCAGGCUGAGCUUCUGGGCUUCAACACUGAAAAAGCCUUCUGUCACCAGGGAGAAGCAGAGGGUUGCCCAAAGAAACCAGAGCCGGCUGUGGACUCCAAGCACGCCUGACCCAAACUAUGGGACCAAACUUGGUGUUGUUGCAGCAACCUCAGUGUAGAUCAGUAAUCAUUAAAAUCAAAUACUAAACACU